UGCAUCCGUGCCCCGGUGUCCGGUCCCGAGUGUGCGCACGACAAACACAGGAGUGAUCGAGGGGGAAGCGCGCACCGGUCGGGACCCACAAGCUCGCACCUGCUCGUCCUCCGCGGCUCCGCGUCGGCAGCAUCCGUCUCUCUGCCGUGUUCUCCUGUGUUCUCUCGUGUUCUCCCGUGUACUCCUCGUGUACUCCUCGUGUUCUCCUCGUGUUCUCCCGUGUUCUCCUGUGUUCUCUCGUGUUCUCCCGUGUACUCCUCGUGUACUCCUCGUGUUCUCCUCGUGUUCUCCCGUGUUCUCCUGUGUUCUCCUCGUGUACUCCUCGUGUUCUCCUCGUGUUCUCCUGUGUUCUCCUCGUGUUCUCCCCGCAGCCCUCCCGGCGACCGAGCAUGUCCCUGUCCGGCUCACAGACGCCAGAGGACGGACUCUGCGAAGUCAUUGAUGGAGAGAAACAGACACUCGGUUCUUCCCUGGCUCCCGUCCUUAUGUAUGGCAGUGUUACGAGCUCCUGGGUCGAGCUGGAGGAGCUGAUCGCAGUCGUGAGCCGCAGGGAGAGUCUGACGGGGCCGCAGGACAGCAUCUCCUCCGCCCUGCAGGGGGAGCUGGAGAGGAUCCUUCUGGAGGCGCAGCUGGAGUGUGAGAGGAGUAAAGACAGUCCUCCGCAGGUGGCGACUCCACAGUCCACUGGUUCCCCGAGACCCUCCAGUGAUCAGGACAGUGACUGUGUCACCAUACAGGAGGAUGGCGACCGGCGAGUGGACACAGACUGGGUGUGGGACUGGUCCAGUAGACCUGAAAAUAUGCCACCGAAAGAGUUUGUGUUUCAGCACCCGAAGCAGCCGCAGAGCUCCCUCAGUGUCAGGAAGACAGAGGUGAUGAAGAGAGGAAUCUUCUCCUCCGACGUCCUCCUCAUCCUCGUCCCCUCGCUGCUGGCGUCGCACCUGCUCACACUUGGCGUCGGGAUCUACAUAGGGAAACGACUGGCUGCUUCCACAACUUGCACGCUGUGACAUUGGCCGUAGGCCCCCUAUUUGAUAACAGUCUGGCCACUAAGGUCACACUCCGCCCUCUCUACUAAUUUGCCUCCUUCCUUCUUCGUCAAGGGGGCAACUAUAGGACCCCGACUGUCUGUAUCUCUGUCUCAGUUUAUUUGUACAUGUGUCUACCCAGCAGCACUCUGCCAGUCUGUCUCUCCGUCAGCCCCCCUGUCAGUCUGUGCUUGUCGUAGGGCCCGAGGAGCGCAUUGAUGUCGGCCGACGAGUCAGACCCAGGUCACUUUUACUCUCCUAAAGAGUAACACUGAUCUCAGCUAGCUAAAGCAGCAUCAGAGAGAAGGAGAUCGCCCAGAUACAAGGGAAGGAGAGUUUUACCUGACUAGAACUAUAAAUCCCUUUGAUUGGAGGAGAUGAAAACAGCUAGUUGGGGGCAGUGUGCGCAAACCAAAUGGGCAACGAUAAUAUGUGGUAGCCUUUCUCCCAACCUCUGAGAGAGCAAAAUGUCAGUAAUUUGUCAAAAGUAAUGACCCUCUGUGAGACCGAGGCACUGAAAGUGGGUCUUGGAGGUUUUUUAUGCCAUGAUGGUUUAUCUAAUGUAGAGAGUUGUAGUUGGCUGAGUGAAUGUAAGAGUGGCUCUGGUUGAGCUUUUGUGUCCCAUGAACCAAUUCAAUAUUUGACCUCGGAUAAAGACAAUCACGAUCCCAUUAAACUUCACUCCUCAAAAAAACU
Scophthalmus maximus (turbot) is the source of this 1724-nucleotide messenger RNA. RefSeq lists its product as uncharacterized. The transcript has 7 exons. The record is from RefSeq and is a predicted model, not a curated record. Lineage: Eukaryota; Metazoa; Chordata; Actinopteri; Pleuronectiformes; Scophthalmidae. Gene Ontology annotation, cellular component: mitochondrial envelope; mitochondrial outer membrane; nucleus. Gene Ontology annotation, biological process: positive regulation of apoptotic process; mitochondrial outer membrane permeabilization. Bases 390 to 1010 code for a protein of 206 amino acids.